AUGCCUAAAGAGCGGAUGCUACUUGCUAAACCGGACCAGACUGCCAUCAAAGAAGCAACGGCAGCAAGGUGGGCGGCUGGAGGAGGAACAAACUGGGCUGGACAAGUAAAGGAGAUGGUGAGUGGCAGAGACAAGAAGAUCUCGCUGUGUUUUGCGCUGGGAAAGGGGCACGCUGGCUCAAGGGAAGAACUUGAAGGGGGGCAAAAGGGAGGUGGACCGGGAAGGAUGGGAGUGAAAGGUUUCAAUCUUCAAUCUUCAACAUUUUCAAAACAAAAGAAGCUAGAUGAUAACGCAAUAAAGAAGAAUGCCGACUGGCAAAGGGACUUGAGAGAAAAUAAGAGUCAAAAAGCGAAGAAGUGUACAGUUGGAAGUUCCAAUUCGAUGUUUAUGGGUAAGAUAAAAUAUUCAGAGAGCCAAAUCGCCAAUCACCAGCCAAGUUUUAUUGAGAAGAUAGAAAAUAACCAGAUCAGACAACAGAGACAUAGAAGGGGAGAGCGUGGGGGAAAGAAGGUAAAAGAGAGAGAGAUAGAAGGGGAGGAGAAAAAAAAAAGAAAGAUACCUGAGAAAGGAAAGCAUUGA
Messenger RNA from Trichophyton benhamiae CBS 112371, 579 nucleotides. RefSeq lists its product as uncharacterized. NCBI's taxonomy places the organism in Eukaryota, Fungi, Ascomycota, Eurotiomycetes, Onygenales, Arthrodermataceae. Bases 1 to 579 code for a protein of 192 amino acids. The record is from RefSeq and is a predicted model, not a curated record. The transcript is spliced from 5 exons.